Messenger RNA from Tripterygium wilfordii, 3175 nucleotides. RefSeq names its product COP1-interacting protein 7-like. The record is from RefSeq and is a predicted model, not a curated record. NCBI's taxonomy places the organism in Eukaryota, Viridiplantae, Streptophyta, Magnoliopsida, Celastrales, Celastraceae. The transcript is spliced from 9 exons. The coding region runs from base 175 to 2256 and encodes 693 amino acids.
CUCACAUACAGUACAGCUUGAGCUUGCAUUGCAAGAAUGUGAUGGCCACGUUCGAUGACAUUGACUCUCUCAUGCAAUCCAUAAUCUUCACUUUCGAAUUUUCAAUCGCACAACCAAACCCACCAAAAAUUCUAUAAUUUUGACUCUUCUUCUUCUUCUUCUCCUUCUCCCUGAAUGUCAAUGGACUCGCGAGCUCGCCUUGACUAUGCUCUGUUUCAACUCACACCGACUCGAACGAGGUGUGAUUUGGUGCUCUUCUCUGGUGGGAAGAAUGAGAAAAUCGCUUCUGGGUUAUUCGAACCCUUCAAUACCCACCUCAAAUAUGUUAGAGAUCAAAUUCACAAGGGUGGUUACUCCAUUAAACUUUCCCCACCAACCCUUGAUGCCCCUUGGUUCACUAAACUCACAUUUCAGAGAUUUGUGCGGUUCGUGAGCACGCCAGCAAUUCUUGAGAGGUUUAUCAGUUUGGAAAGAGAAAUAUUGCAAAUUGAGAGAUCAUUUGAAGCUAAUGAGGUCUCAAACACCAAUGUAGCUGUGCCAAGGGAGCAAGAAAGUGGUGCAGCUGCAACCGGUGACACCAUGGAGUCUACUGAAACAGCAAAGGUUAAGGUUGAACAUGAGAGAAAUCUUGAUUUAGAACCCGAAGAAAGCUCCAAGAUCCAACAUCAACGCCUAUUAGGAACCAGGAAAAUGUUGCUCCAGAAAGAGCAAGCGAUGGCCUAUGCCGGUGGACAUGCUGCUGGAUUUGAGAUGGGCAGCAUAGAUGAUCUCAUUUCUUUUGCAGAUGCUUUCGGGGCUUCACGAUUGAGGGAAGCAUGCAUUGAUUUCAAAGAGUUAUGCAAGAAAAAGCGCACAGAUAGAAUUUGGAUGGAGGAAUUGGCGAAAAUGGAGGCAUGUUCACGCUCUGAACUUACAUUCUCGGGAACAUCAGGUAUUGUGCUCAUGGAUGGGAUCACAACAAACUUUCAGAGUGAUGGGAAUGUUGUCGGCGAAAUUGUCUCAAAUGGAUCUUCAGAUGUGAAAAAAUAUGUCACAGUUACAGAUCAAGAAAGUUUAGAUAGCAAAAAAGAUGAUAAAACACAAUCAACUUUUGCAAAUGUUCAAGUGCCAACGCCAUGGAUACACUAUCUACCUCAGCAUUUCUACAAUUUUCAGCACCCUAUUCAACAACUGCCUCCUUACGAAGGAUUUGCUUUCCCUGCCAUGAAGCCUGGGACCUCACCCUAUCAAAUGAAUGCGCAGUGGACUCCUCGUGAAAAUGAUUCUAGUCUUCCUCCUGCUCAUGAAGUCAAUUACCAAAAGUCAUCUUCAGAGAAAAAGGAAAAAUAUCAGAAUCGGAAUGGCAUUGCAGAAUCAGGAAAAGAUAGGCAGAUUGAGUCCAGUGAGUCAGAGAGUGAUUCAGAUUCAUCUGCACAGAAGAUGUCUUCAAAGAAACAUCCAAACAGGAAAAAGUACGGGAAGAAGUCUUCUAGAACAGUAGUUAUUCGUAAUAUUAACUACAUCACUCCUAAGCGCAGGAAUGGAGAAAAACUGGAAGUCUCCGAUGAAUCUUCUUUGGAUGAAUGCAAGUUCAAUGAUGAAGAUAAUGCAGUUGGAUCACUGGCGAAGUCACGUGAGUCAAACUCCAUUCCAAAUAGAUCAAAUGAUGCUGAUCAUCAUAAUUAUGACGACGGUGUUGUUGCAGAUUCAUCUGACAGAGGAAAAGGAAAUGAGAGCUGGGAUAAUUUCCAGAACCUUCUGAUGAGAGAUGAAAAGGCAACUGUUCAUAUAGUAGAAAAGUCGCAACCCCUGGAUGUUCCAGAUGAAUGUUUUGCUGACAAGAGCUUGGAAGAUGGGGUUUCGAUUGCAACCAGCCCUGCUAUGGACCUGGAAAUGGAAAAGAUCCCAAAGCAGCAGAUGGCAGCAGGAGAUUCGUUUGUUUCUAGCAAGAGAGAUGGAGGAAGUGAUCGUACAACGAAGUUGGAAGAUUUUAAAAAUGGAGAGAACUUUCGAUCAAUCGUGAAGAGAAGUGAUUGUCCGGAUGAGCAAUUCUUGGUUUCACAAAGACGGGAAGAAUCAAUAAAUGUGCAAAAUGAUAGCGUAUCUGCUUGUACAGCGUCUAAAUCUAGCAUUAUAACUAGAAAGGAAGAAGAUUGGUUUGUUGUUAAGCAAUCGAACAAACCUGAGAACCAGGAUGGAACCUUCAGGCAAACAGUAUAUGGCGAUGACUGCAUGCGGUUGUCAGAGGGUUGUAAAUACUACAAUGAGAAGAGUUGAAAAGAUGUAGUUAUAGAUGAUUCUUUCAUGGUGCAGACCCGAAUAGAAGCUGAAAAUCCUCGUGAUUCCCAAUGGAAAACUGACAUAAACAUGGUUGCAGAUCUAGCAAUAUCUCCUAUGCCUGAUAGUGGCACCAUAAAUCGUUCACAAGAGAAGAACCAUUUAGGUGACCCUUUUGAACCUAAUGACCUCUGCAUGCUGCUUGAACGGGAUUCUGGAUUCAUAUCUGCACUAGAAACCUGGACAGUAGACUAUGGUGUUGACAUAUCAUUUAUGGAAGGAGAUAGAAUGUGCUCAGGUGGUCAAAGAGGCAAUCAUGCCAAGAAUGAGCUUCCCGCAAAUGGUGAUGUAACUAGAGCAGCCAACAAUCAAGUUUGUAAAACAAAAGAUCCCACUAAAGAGGCAAAAUCCAAAGCGUUGAAUGCAUCCCAUGGGAAGGGAAAAUAUGAGAUCGUUACUAAAAGCAAGAAACCAUCUCUUGUGAGUAGGCUAAAUGCUCAGAAAAGCAGAUUAGAGAAGGAAGAAGAUAUUCGAAAGAAUAUGGAAGAACUAUUGAUUCAACGGCAGAAAAGAAUUGCUGAAAGAACUGCAGCUGCUGGUUACGCUCCGACCAAGAAAGUCCCUUCAGAAAAUAAAACCGCAAAAGGUUCCAGCAAGUAUGACAAGAACAAGACCCGUUCCUUUGCUCAAGACAAGUAGGAUGACUUCUGUGAAACUUAGGGCAACCUAAGAAAAAGAUAAACUGCAAUGUGGAUGUAUAGUUCUCGGGGUGGUGUUGUCGAAUUUUUUGUCGUGCAUAUAUAAUUGGAGUUGAAACUUAAGUGAUUCAUUAUGUAAUAAUGGGUUCUAAAAUCCCAUAAAAACAAUAUCUGGUGGAGCAAUUUCGUAAAGUUUUGACUUAGAAUCUCAUUUCACUACA